CCGAGCAAACGCCCUUUGCCUCGAAGCGCCCGUCCCAGCUCGAACGCUGCACCCUCCACUCCUUUCUCCACCUCUGUCCGGUGCUGCUGCACAUCCUCUUGCAUCGUCGCGGCUGCCCCUUCAGCCUCCAGCCGACCGUGUUGCUCUGCUGCCAAGCUGAGACCAGUGCAGGGGACCGACGGCUUCCCCGAGUGCCUGCACCACCUCCACGACUCCAGCCAACCCGUGUCACAACUCCUCGCCGAGUCGGGACAUGUCUCUGUUGAGACUGUUUGCUACCGUACAAUCACCACCAUGAGCCCCUUCAUCACCGCCGACCAGUCUAUGCCCGGCCCGUAUCCCGCGACCAGACCCACCACUCCUCCCCACGACCCAACCUCCCGCCUCGACGCCACUCCCGCCCUCACCACAGUCAACGAGAAGACCAUGCCCGCCUCAUCCAUCUCCGAUCUACCAGUCCUGCAGGCCGGCUUGAAUGCCACCCUCGAGGGCAGAGCUUCGCGGGCCCUCCCACAGCCCCAAACGCCCACAGCGCCGGCUCCGAAAGUGGCACGUAUUGUGAGAGAAGAGCCAGAGGACCUACCGGAACUUCACCAACCACGCCCUUCUACUCCCAGGGAGCAGACGGAUCCCAUGCCAGAUGCUCUCCUCCACGCUACACUCCACCCUCGCCCGCGAAACCGCUCUCCCUACUCUCGCAGCCACCUCCGCUCGCAGUCCAGCUCCAGCUUGCUCAGUGCACCGCCAAUGACCCGAGCUCAUUCACUCCCGAGCGUCAUCAACACGGUCGGCAGUCUCUCCUUCUCACCCGCUCGACCCUCUAGUCCCCUACGGUCCCCAGCUCGCUCUCGCAGCCCCUUCAAAGCUUCCGACGAGACAUACAGCCACUCUGGCGCGCCCAGCGUGUGCGACAUCUCGGAAGACGCCGAGCUCCAGCUCACUCCGCGCGGUUCAGCAGCCGACAAGAUGCCGCCGCUCAUCUCCUUCCAUAGCACCACGUUGCCUCGCAAUCGUCGCCGACCCGCUUCGCCGCUCUACCAGGUCUCCAAUGUGCCCUUCGGCAGUGCUCCCACCAGCACUCCGACAUCCACCCACUCAUCCCCGCUUCUCUCGGCUACAAAGUUCAACGAGCCAUUCCCCUCAACCUCCCAAUACAGCAGCUCCUAUUCCUCCUCAGUUCCGUCCACGCCAACUUCCAUGCGUUCCCGCAGCCCCAGCAUCUCCUCGCUCGAGACCAUACCUGAUUCACCGGACGCGGAGGAAGAAGCGAUAGAGGCCGACCGCAUUGCGAAGCUCAAGGCUGCAGCCGACGCCGAAAGCGCAGCAGCAGAUCCACUGCGUCGGGGCAGCCUGGACGUCCCCGGCGAGACGAGGACUCUCCGAUUCGGCAAGCGCGACGCGCGAAAGAGAUGGAGCGUAUGCGGUGCCGAGCGGCGGGGCGACCUGGACCUGGAGACGAUUUGGGAGUCAGCAGAUUGAGCACCCAACAGGGUCUCAGGAUCGUGGAACCUGUCUCUACUUCCAAUCCCGGAUCAUGCGCGAGAACGUCACCUCCUCUUGUUCCCUAUCACAAAACACCACCGAGCACCUUCAAUCAUCAGAGCUCACGCUCACGCUCACAUCAUUGCA
Messenger RNA from Mytilinidion resinicola, 1629 nucleotides. RefSeq lists its product as uncharacterized. Lineage: Eukaryota; Fungi; Ascomycota; Dothideomycetes; Mytilinidiales; Mytilinidiaceae. The annotation marks the transcript as partial. The record is from RefSeq and is a predicted model, not a curated record. The transcript has a single exon.